Molecule: messenger RNA, 2462 nt
Organism: Marchantia polymorpha subsp. ruderalis
Lineage: Eukaryota; Viridiplantae; Streptophyta; Marchantiopsida; Marchantiales; Marchantiaceae
Source: the annotation of a GenBank genome assembly
GAAAAUGCCAACAGAGAUAAGUGGUACUGUCGGUACGAUGAAUGUAUAAACCAUACAGAAGUUGUCUGUAAUUGAACAGAUUGGAGCAGUGUGCAAUUUUCUGAAUCUCUGGUGACUAUUAGACUGGUGGAUGAGAACCAGUGUUCUUCUCCCUGGAUUUCACAUGCAGAUUGGUAAAACUAGUCGAUAAUUCCAGAAAACCUGUUCAGUGGCACCGUGGUUUCGUGAUGUUAAGUGCUAUCGAAGCUUCGAUACUUCGAAGCGCACGACCAAGCAUGCUCAAUUUAAAAUCACCGCUAUGUAUGCUUGUCGUGUUUCCUUUGUAAACUCACUGUACAUUUGUUUUUCCGUUUUCUUUUCCAUCUGUUUUAAAUCAGUCGGUCAGUCUCGUCUAAUGUUUCCAGAUGUCUAUUAACAAGUCUGUGUACUUUUGUUGAUCCAAUUCAGUUAGAGGUGCAUCACGAAUUUCGAUUUUCAUAGUUCUCUUCUCUUCAAAUGGCUAGGAUUGUCACUGGUUGUCAUAAGCCGGUCCUACUCAUCUGUUGAAAGUCGACGAAUGGGAUCGAGGAAUAUCAACGAGCUGGAGCCAAACUCAUGAGUGCUUACAAUAUGGUGAAAACGUUGCUAAUGCGAUUUGCUUCCCCGUGCAGGCCUUUACGCAGUCUGGAUCAGGUUGGGGACUUGCUUUUUCUGUGCAUAUUGAUUGAUGAUUCGCUGUUGAACUCAGGACAGAUGCGAACAAAUAUCACCCGCCGAAAUUGAGAGGACCUUUCUAAGAUUUUACGAAUAAAUCUUUUGCAUCAAUUUGCGAAUCGACGACCUGGACGGCAUCAUGAAAGUAGUAGUCAGCGAUAAUUUUCUGUGAAUCCCACGCUUCUGGCGAGCAAGGCCUCUCGGAGUUCAUGUGGCACAAUGCAACUCUUUGUUUUCUCCUUAUGGAUCAUUGUUUCCCUGAAGGUGAUCAAGGAUUCAGUUUUCCGAAUGGACAUGGCAGUGUGGAACAAGACCUUUUUCGAAGCUUUUGCUUACUACAAUCCACUCUUCAUGAUGGCCAUGAUGGUGUGGCUUUGGGGAGUAAACGUUCAAGUGUUCCUGCGUUCUCGUGUGAACUACGCGAAGGUGUUUGAUCUGGAUCAUAACCAUCUCACGCAUUGGGAGAUUUGGAAGAUCGCAUCGUGGAUGACGGUGCUGGUACUUACAAGCCUGACAGCUUAUCUGUAUCUGGAGUCAUACGGUGAAAGAAAACUUGCAGCUUCACAACCGGUCAUUGUGUACUGUUUGUUACCACUCUUACUGGCUUUGCCAGUAAAUGCCUUAUUCGCUUCUUCACGCUUUUACUUUCUGAGUACGAUUGUCCGCAUGAUUUUUCCCUUCCAGCCGAUCUCUUUUGCAGACUUCUUCGUGGCAGAUGUCCUGACGUCCAUGUCCAAAGUUCUGUCGGAUGUGGAGCGAGUUUUCUGCAGAAUUUAUUAUCAUCAAGUUACAGGAGUUCCUGAGGAUGAUGCAAACCUCAUGUGUGGAAAUCAUUCCUACUGGAUACCUUGCAUCUUGGCCUUUCCAUAUCUUUGCCGUUUUUUCCAGUGCCUUCGGCAGUUCUCCGAUACCGGCGAUAAAUCUUGUCUGCUCAAUGCUCUGAAGUAUACGACAACAUUCCCUGUCAUCGUAUUGUCUGCUUUGAAGUACCAUAUGUCUGAUGUCCUAGUUUGGGAAGCAACAUAUCGACCUUUGUGGCUGCUAUGCUGCGUGAUCAACACUUGCUAUUCUUUCUACUGGGAUGUCACUCGAGAUUGGGAUCUAGGGCUCUUGACUGGCAACUGCAAGACAAAGAAAUCCGCUCUACGUUCGAGUAUGUUGUACAAUCAACGAUGGGUAUAUUUUUGGGCUAUUUCAAGCAAUCUUCUUCUAAGGUGCUCAUGGACUUUCAAAUUAUCUGCACAUCUACGGCACAACCGUUUGACUGUCUUCACCUUUUCAGGGCUGGAAAUGUUACGGAGGUUUCAGUGGAUAUUUUUUCGAGUGGAGAGUGAGUACAAUAAGAUGAUUACAAGCAGUUCUGCUGUGGAGAUACCGCUGACAGAAGUAGUUGAAGAAAAAGAACGCUUGUUUGCUUCUGAUCAUGACACAUAAUAUACGUCACAGUCAUUUGGCCCUUACGAAUUACUGCCGAUUCAUACCAUUUAUUAUUGUUUUUUGAAGACCGUAGAUGCCUUCCAUUGUUACAAUUCACUCUUGAUCAAUAUUUCGAGGGGGUGGCACAAGCUGCUUUUCUUAGAGGCCCAUGAUUAUUAGCAGUAUACGCCUGGGACAUGACUCGAUGCUUUAUCACCCACCUCGAUCAUUCAUUCAUUUCAGAAGCUGCUGGCACAUACUAAAAACAGGUGUUCAUGCUCUCUCUCGCCUUAAAACCAAUUUCCUGUACCGACGGUAACGUUGAUCAGUGUUGAAUGUUUGAAUGUACCGGU